Molecule: messenger RNA, 2520 nt
Organism: Gekko japonicus
Lineage: Eukaryota; Metazoa; Chordata; Lepidosauria; Squamata; Gekkonidae
Product: adhesion G protein-coupled receptor B3
Exons: 15
Coding region: 1-2520 (839 amino acids)
Biological process (GO): negative regulation of angiogenesis
Cellular component (GO): plasma membrane
Molecular function (GO): G protein-coupled receptor activity
Source: RefSeq, a predicted model, not a curated record
AUGAAGGCUGUUCGUAAUUUGCUGAUUUAUAUAUUUUCCACCUAUCUACUGGUUAUGUUUGGAUUUAAUGCUGGCCAAGACUUCUGGUGUUCAACGCUGGUGAAGGGGGUCAUUUAUGGAUCAUAUUCUGUAAGCGAAAUGUUUCCCAAAAACUUUACAAACUGCACUUGGACGCUGGAAAAUCCAGAUCCGACCAAAUAUAGCAUUUACCUGAAAUUUUCCAAAAAGGACUUCAGCUGCUCUAACUUUUCUCUCCUGGCUUAUCAGUUUGAUCAUUUUUCCCAUGAAAAAAUUAAGGAUCUCUUGAAGAAUAAUCAUUCUAUAAUGCAGCUCUGUGAUUCCAAGAAUGCUUUUGUAUUUCUUCAAUAUGAUAAGAAUUUCAUUCAGAUACGCCGGGUCUACCCCUUUGAAUUUGUAGGAUUAUACAAAAAGGAAGAUGAUCAGAAAUCUUUCUUUGAAUUUUUGGUAUUGAACAAGGUGAGCCCAAGCCAAUUUGGUUGCCAUGUUUUAUGCACUUGGCUGGAGAGCUGCUUGAAAUCUGAGAAUGGGAGAACUGAAUCUUGUGGGAUCAUGUAUACAAAAUGCACCUGCCCUCAGCACUUGGGGGAAUGGGGAGGAGAUGACCAUUCCCUGAUGUUGCUCAAUAAUGUAGUACUGCCCCUUAAUGAGCAGACGGAAGGCUGUCUCACCCAGGAGCUGCAAACCACCCAGGUCUGCAAUCUUACCAGGGAAGCCAAGCGGCCACCGAAGGAAGAAUUUGGAAUGAUGGGAGAUCAUACAAUUAAAAGUCAGCGACCUCGAUCUGUUCAUGAGAAAAGGGUCCCUCAGGAACAAGCUGAUGCUGCUAAAUUUAUGGCACAAACUGGUGAAUCUGGUGUUGAAGAGUGGGCCCAGUGGAGUACAUGUUCAGUUACUUGUGGUCAAGGGUCGCAGGUGCGAACCAGAACUUGUGUAUCACCUUACGGGACACACUGCAGCGGCCCUUUAAGAGAAUCAAGGGUUUGCAAUAACACUGCCCUCUGUCCAGUACAUGGAGUUUGGGAGGAGUGGUCACCUUGGAGUUUGUGCUCAUUCACUUGUGGUCGAGGCCAAAGAACUAGAACAAGGUCGUGUAUACCUCCUCAAUAUGGGGGAAGAUCAUGUGAUGGACCUGAAACACAACAUAAGCCUUGCAAUAUUGCUCUUUGCCCUGUUGAUGGACAAUGGCAAGAGUGGAGUGCUUGGAGUCAGUGCUCAGUGACAUGUUCCAAUGGCACACAGCAGAGAAGUCGACAAUGCACAGCAGCUGCCCAUGGAGGCUCGGAGUGCAGAGGUCCAUGGGCUGAAAGCAGGGAGUGUUACAACCCUGAAUGCACAGCUAAUGGUCAGUGGAAUCACUGGGGCCAUUGGAGUGGGUGUUCCAAGUCAUGUGAUGGUGGCUGGGAGAAGCGAAUAAGGAUAUGUCAAGGAGCAGCUAUCACUGGACAACAAUGUGAAGGAACUGGAGAGGAAGUUAGGCGGUGUAGCGAACAGCGAUGUCCAGCACCUUAUGAAAUAUGUCCUGAGGAUUACUUGAUAUCGAUGGUAUGGAAAAGGACGCCGGCGGGGGACAUGGCUUUCAAUCGGUGUCCUCUUAAUGCUACAGGCACCACUAGCAGACGCUGCUCUCUCAGUCUUCAUGGAGUGGCCUUCUGGGAACAGCCGAGCUUUGCUAGAUGCAUAUCAAAUGAGUACAGACACUUGCAGCAUUCAAUUAAAGAACAUCUUGCAAAAGGACAGAGGACUCUGGCAGGUGAAGGAAUGUCCCAGGUGACAAAGACCCUUCUGGAUUUAACUCAGAGGAAAAAUCUUUAUGCAGGAGAUCUCCUGGUUUCUGUGGAAAUUCUUAGAAAUGUUACAGAUACAUUUAAAAGAGCAAGUUACAUCCCUGCAUCUGACGGUGUCCAGCUCUAUCCAGGCUCAAUAGAACUAAUGCAGGUGAUUGAAGAUUUUAUUCACAUUGUUGGAAUGGGAAUGAUGGACUUUCAGAAUUCAUACUUAAUGACUGGAAAUGUAGUGGCUAGCAUUCAGAAGCUUCCUGCAGCAUCCGUUCUAACGGACAUCAAUUUCCCCAUGAAAGGAAGGAAAGGAAUGGUUGACUGGGCACGUAAUUCAGAAGACAGAGUUGUCAUUCCCAAAAAUAUCUUCACCCCUAUGUCAACAGAACUAGAUGAAUCCACUGUAUUUGUGCUUGGAGCAGUACUGUACAAAAAUCUGGAACUUAUUUUACCCACCUUAAGAAAUUAUACAGUUGUUAAUUCCAAAAUCAUUGUGGUCACCAUAAGGCCUGAACCCAAAACAUCUGAGUCCUUUCUAGAGAUAGAGUUAGCUCAUUUGGCUAAUGGCACAUUGAAUCCCUAUUGUGCACUUUGGGAUGAUUCAAAAAUGCCUCAGUAUGGUAACAGCAUGGAAGCAGGAAAAUGCAAACCUGGAAAAGCCAGUGCUGAAGGCCAAGAUAGAGAAGGGUUGAACAGCUGCCAUGCAUUUCCUUUUCGAGUUUAG